UUGAAUCGUAACGUGAGUUUGUAAUUUUGUGAAUUUCAUGACAAUCGUUUUGUGAUUUGAUUGAAAUUUUCUAUAAUUAAUAUCUUUAAGAGUGAUGGCAUCUGCAAUGGAUGUAGAUAUAGAUGAAGUUGAAAUGCCUACUUCGAGUAGCUCGAAGGGAGAAAAGAAACGAUUCGAAGUUAAGAAGUGGAAUGCUGUUGCCUUAUGGGCUUGGGAUAUUGUGGUGGACAACUGUGCCAUUUGCAGAAACCACAUUAUGGAUUUAUGUAUAGAGUGUCAGGCAAAUCAGGCUUCAGCUACUAGUGAAGAGUGCACUGUUGCUUGGGGAGUAUGUAAUCAUGCAUUUCAUUUCCAUUGCAUUUCAAGGUGGUUAAAAACACGGCAAGUUUGUCCUCUAGACAACAGAGAGUGGGAAUUUCAGAAAUAUGGCCAUUAACCAAUCAGAACCUCCGUUUUGCUUUUUAUUUUUGUUUCACUGUAAAAAUUGUUUCAAUAAUUAUGCAUCCAGAUAUUUCCAAAAUAAAAGUCAUUUCUAUUGG
Molecule: messenger RNA, 539 nt
Organism: Cylas formicarius (sweet potato weevil)
Lineage: Eukaryota; Metazoa; Arthropoda; Insecta; Coleoptera; Brentidae
Gene: Roc1a
Product: RING-box protein 1A
Exons: 5
Coding region: 95-436 (113 amino acids)
Biological process (GO): ubiquitin-dependent protein catabolic process; protein ubiquitination
Cellular component (GO): cullin-RING ubiquitin ligase complex; nucleus
Molecular function (GO): cullin family protein binding; ubiquitin protein ligase activity; zinc ion binding
Source: RefSeq, a predicted model, not a curated record